AUGAGCAUGGACUGGUACACGAUAAGAGCAUGGGAGCAGAUAUCCUAUCUGUGCCCACAGUCAAGCCAGGAUCACGUUCGGGAAGUGUGGAAUCUGAUCCUCAAACCUGUCUUCCCCCCUGUAUCGAUUGGUGGUAAGUCUUUCACCGUGACGAACGAAGACAACCGAGACAGAUUUCCCCAGAUUGCCGUUACUAAUCUGAGUGGUCGAUUUGAGACCCUCCCACUAUUCAAGGUCUAUUGCAUCGGAUUUGCUGACCCUGACACGGAUAUGUGGAAGGCCUUGGAAGAUGCAGUUCAGCUCGAUCUACUUGAGGCGUCCAGUCUCUUUGAGGGAAAACCUCCAGCAAGUCUUUUCGCAGCUAUUGCAAUUGGCCCGCUGGUACGUUUUUACAGGCUGGACGAGGAGGGUUAUUUCUGCUAUGUCGAGUACUGCGAUAGAGAUGCGUAUAGCGUUCACCAGGAUUUUGAUGUUAUUGUUGAACAUCUGCUCCAGAUUCAGGGGGCUAUGGCGUGA
Aspergillus udagawae is the source of this 516-nucleotide messenger RNA. RefSeq lists its product as uncharacterized. The record is from RefSeq and is a predicted model, not a curated record. The coding region runs from base 1 to 516 and encodes 171 amino acids. The transcript is spliced from 2 exons. NCBI's taxonomy places the organism in Eukaryota, Fungi, Ascomycota, Eurotiomycetes, Eurotiales, Aspergillaceae.